AAUACACCACCAACUAUUACCAAACGUGAAUCUGGGUUCGAUUAUGAUUUAAUUAAGGACAUGUUAAAUAUUGGACAUAUCGUACAAUUAAACCAUAUAAAUGAUAGAAAAUUUGCAUGUCAAGUUCAGAUA
Messenger RNA from Racocetra persica, 132 nucleotides. NCBI's taxonomy places the organism in Eukaryota, Fungi, Glomeromycota, Glomeromycetes, Diversisporales, Gigasporaceae. The record is from the annotation of a GenBank genome assembly.